CUGAUAAUAUCAUCAAUGGCUGUUUUGGUACUUUGCAACUCAAGUAUUUACUGUAGUAAUGUCAAUUACACUGCCCUAACUGGUAAUAAUAGACAAUACCACUCAAAGUGCAAUGGGUCUAUGGUGAAUUGGAAGAAACAUAGGAGAAAAAUGGUGGGUCUUUGUGGGUUUGUGAUGAAAAGCUCACAUGGGUUAAUGGCAGUAAGUGGGAAGCCAAAUGGUGGUAUGUCUUCUGAGGAAGCAAUUGGGGUUUUAAAGUCAAUUUCUUCAGACCCAGAGGAAGCUUUUUCAUUCUUUAAGUCUGUUGCUCAGCUUCGUAAUGUUGUUCACACUGCCGAAACCUGUAAUUACAUGCUUGAGCUCUUGAUGGUUCAUAAGAGGGUUGGUGAUAUGGCUGUUGUGUUUGAUUUGAUGCAAAAGCAAAUUAUCUAUAGGAAUUUGAAUACUUAUUUGAUCAUAUUUAAGGCUCUUCGUGUAAAAGGAGGGAUUCGGUAAGCACCAUUUGCACUCGAGCGGAUGAGAAAAGAAGGGUUCGUUUUGAAUGGGUAUUCGUACAAUGGGCUGAUCCAUUUGCUUCUUCAGUCUGGAUGUUGUAAACAGGCUUCGGAGGUUUAUAGAAGAGUCGUUUCAGAAGGGAUUAAGCCUAGUCUCAAGACCUACUCUGCGCUUAUGGUAGCAUCUGGGAAGAGAAGGGAUAUUGAAACUGUCAUGGGCUUACUUGAAGAGAUGGAGAGUUUGGGGUUGAGGCCGAAUGUGUACACUUUCACCAUAUGCAUUAGGGUUCUUGGGAGGGCAGGAAAAAUUGACGAGGCUUAUGGUCUUCUGAAGAGAAUGGAUGACGAGGGCUGUGGACCUGAUGUAAUUACUUAUACAGUUCUCAUCGAUGCUCUUUGUCAUGUGGGGAAACUUGACAAGGCAAAAGAAGUGUUUCUAAAGAUGAAAUCCAGCAGCCAUAAACCUGAUUGAGUGAUUUACAUCACCUUGUUGGAUAAGUUCAGUGACCGUGGAGAUUUGGACACUGUAAGAGAAUUUUGGAGCGAGAUGGAAGCAAAUGGUUAUGUUCCAGAUGUCGUUACUUUCACAAUACUUGUUGAUGCUUUAUGCAAAGCAGGGAAGCUUGAUGAAGCAUUUGGUACCCUUGAUAACAUGAGAAAGAUAGGGAUCUUGCCAAAUCUACAUACUUAUAAUACAUUAAUAGGUGGACUUUUGAGAGUUGAUGGAUUGAAUGAAGCGUUAGAACUUUUUGAUGGUAUGGAAUCGUUUGGCGUGAAACCUACUGCUUACACGUAUAUCCUUUUCAUUGACUACUACGGCAAGUCAGGUGAACCUGAAAAAGCUAUUGAAACUUUUGAGAAGAUGAAACUCUGUGGAAUUGUUCCUAAUAUUGUUGCUUGUAAUGCAUCUUUGUAUAGUCUAGCGGAAAUGGGUAGACUUGGGGAGGCAAAAGGUAUAUUCUAUGGACUUAAAAAGAAUGGACUUGCUCCAGAUUCUAUAACCUACAACAUGAUGAUGAAAUGCUACAGUAAGGCAGGGAAAAUAGAUGAAGCCAUCCAAUUAUUCUCUGAGAUGAUAGAAAAUGGAUGUGAUCCUGACGUGGUUAAUAUCAAUUCUUUGAUUGACACUCUUUACAAGGCUGAUCGGGUAGAUGAGGCAUGGGCAAUGUUUUGCAGAAUGAAGGAGAUGAAGCUUCCUCCUACUGUUGUGACCUUCAACACAUUAUUGGCUGGUUUAGGGAGAGAAUGGAAGGUUCAAGAGGCCAUGGAAUUAUUUGAGAGUAUAACUGCACAAGGGUGCUAUCCAAACACAAUUACCUUCAAUACACUUCUCGAUUGCCUUUGUAAGAAUGAUGAGAUUGAUAUGGCCUUGAAGUUUCUCUUUGAGAUGACAACAAGAAAUUGCUUUCCCGAUGUUUUUACUUACAACACUGUCAUUUACGGUUUAGUUAAAGAGAACAGGGUUAAUGAUGCAUUCUUGUUCUUCCAUCAGAUGAGAAAGAUGCUCUAUCCUGAUGAUAUAACUUUGUGCACCCUUCUACCAGGUGUUGUGAAGGACGGACGGAUUGAGGAUGCUUUUAAGAUCGCAAAGAGCUUUAUUCACCAGGUUAGGAAUCAGACAGACAUCUCUUUUUGGAGAGAUUUAAUUGAAGGAAUUCUGUGUGAUGCUGAAAUUGAUCAGUCCAUUUCAUUUGUUGAAAUAUUGAUAGUUGAUGAGCUUUGCAGAAAUGACUCAGUAUUGAUUCCUCUAAUUAAGGUUAUGUGCAAGCAUAAGAAAGCCCUCAACGCUCACGAACUUUUUGUGAAGUUUACCAGCAGUUUUGGAAUUCAACCUACACUAGAAGCAUAUUAUGUUCUGAUUGAGGGGUUUCUUGAUGUUCAUCUCACUGAAAUGGCUUGGGGUCUUUUUAAGGAGAUGAAAACUGUUGGUUGUGCUCCUGAUGUUUUCACCUACAACUUGUUGCUUGAUGAUCUUGGGAAGUCUGGGAGGGUCGAUGAAAUUUUUGAACUCUAUGAAGAGAUGCUCAGCAGGGGAUGUAAGCCUAACACCAUAACUCACAAUAUAGUUAUUGUUGGUCUUGUCAAGUCUAAUAGAAUAGAGAAAGCCAUAGAUUUGUACUAUGAUCUCAUCAGCGCAGAUUUCAAUCCCACUCCUUGUACAUAUGGUCUUCUCAUAGAUGGUCUCUUAAAGCUGGGAAAUUUGGAUGAAGUGAAGAGUUUCUUUAAUGAGAUGGUGGAUUAUGGAUGUAAACCAAACUGUGCUAUCUACAAUAUUCUUAUAAAUGGAUUUGGCAAAGGAGGGGAUGUGGAAACUGCUUGUGAGUUGUUUAAUAGAAUGGUUAAAGAGGGAAUAAGACCAGAUCUGAAGUCCUACACCAUUCUUGUAGAUUGCCUUUGCAUGUUGGGGAAAGUGGAUGAUGCUGUGCACUACUUUAAGGAAUUAAAGUCGACUGGCAUUGAUCCUGAUUUAAUUUCUUACAACCUUAUGAUUAAUGGCCUUGGGAGAUCAAGAAGAAUAGAAGAAGCUCUCUCUCUUUUCAAUGAGAUGCAAAGUAGAGGGAUUAUUCCUAACCUUUAUACCUACAAUUCCUUGAUUCUCAAUCUUGGGAUUGCUGGAAUGAUCGAGGAAGCUGGGAAAAUGUAUGAAGAACUCCUACUUAAGGGCCUUGAACCUAAUGUUUUCACAUAUAAUGCUCUCAUUCGAGGAUAUAGCAUGUCUGGGAAUCCGGAUCGUGCAUAUGCGGUCUAUGAGAAGAUGAUGGCCGGGGGCUGCAGCCCCAACACUGGGACAUUUGCACAGCUUCCUAAUUAAUUUUGAAUUUUUUGGGGUUACUCCUCGGCUUUUAAUUGUCCUAAUUUCUGAUGCCAGUACUCGAGGCACACAAGGUAUCAAUCCUUUGGAUUUCUUUCUGGCAUAUCCCCAAUAUUCAUCGCUGGCUUUUCUAUUACCUUUUUGAAUUUUAGAUUUCUGACAUUGUUUGUGUAUUAAUUUUAACUUGGCAACCUUUCACUUAAUUUUGCUUACACUUGUUUUCUUUCCA
Molecule: messenger RNA, 3535 nt
Organism: Camellia sinensis
Lineage: Eukaryota; Viridiplantae; Streptophyta; Magnoliopsida; Ericales; Theaceae
Source: RefSeq, a predicted model, not a curated record